GUGAAUACCCUCAACUUCAGCGGUGCCAGCCAAGGAAGCUUCGGCCCUGGGAAGGCUCCCUGCCUCCCCUCCCCAGCCAGAGCCAGCCUGCUCUCCAGGUGAACUCUGCUCCUGCCAGCUCUUAAAACAUCAAAGCAACGAGGAAGCAAGAGAAAGGGGAGGCAACAGAAUGGAGGCGCAGGCAGCAGUGCCACUGCCAGGGAUUCAGCUCCUUUGUGUUUGCAAAGCAGCCAUAUUCCAUUCUGGUACCCAGGCAGGAUGAAGCACCACAGACCACGUCCUGCUUUCAGGAUAGCAACCUAGACUUACCAGGGUGGGCUCCUGUCCAUCAACGGCAUGACAGAGAAGCAGAACCAAGGGCCAGCAGCCGACUGCCCAAUUUGCUGGAACCCCUACGACAACACUUUCCGCACACCCAAGGUGCUCCAGUGCCAGCACUCCUUCUGCAUUGAGUGCCUGGCGCACCUGAGCUUGGUGUCUACAGUGCGGAACCGGCUGCAGUGCCCACUUUGCCGCCACCCCACUGUGCUCCCCUCUGACCAGACAGUUACUGAGCUGCCCACUAACGAUGCCAUCUUGAGGCUGCUGCGCUUGGAGCCCAAUCACAUCAUCCUGGAAGGCAGGCAGCUGUGCCUCAAGGAGCAGCGCAAGAGCAGAUACUUCUUGCGACAGCCGAGAGUCUACACCCUUGACCUGGGCCCAGAGACAGUCUCUAGCACUGCAAGCCACCAAGACCUGACCCCGGUGGGGGGGACCACCACAACCACCACCCUGUCCAAUCGCUCUCCACUGCGGGACUGUAUCCGGGACCCCCAGCUUCGUAUUUUCACCUACCUAAUGGCCAUCAUCUUGAGUGUGACUUUGCUACUCAUUUUCUCCAUCUUCUGGACCAAGCAGAUCUUUUGGGGCCUGGGUUGAGUGUGGGAACUGAGGAGCAACUCAAGGGCUUUUACUAGGAACAUAUACAGCAAAGUAGCAGAGGCCCUAGAUUUGGGGUGGCCAUGUGGAAAGGCCACCCAUACAGGAGUUCUCCACUUCCAAACACGGUGAAUGGGAUCCAAAGAGAGAGGGUGUACUUGAACUGGCGUCUUCCACUGUGCCAAAACCCCUGCUUCAGCUUGAGGACACCUAUUCUGCUAUUGGUAGCAGAAACUUGGAGGGAGGAAGGUAAAGAUAGAAUUGCUGAGACUUUUUGACGCUUUAGAUCUUACCUCCUCCUCCGUCCCAAGACUGAGUGCAGAAGUCUGAACACUGACAAUUUAAUCAGACAGAAAAAACAUUACGCUGAUUGUUUUCUUUGCAAUUGUACUGCACCCACUCAUGACCCGCUUUAUCUCCUAGUCCAUUCCAAUGCCCCUGUGUGCUCUACCUCUGGUGCGUUUUCCUGGUUGGGGCAUGCUAAUUUACAAGAGCUUGUGCUACGAUGCUCUCUGUAAAGCAGAGAACAUCAGCAGUUGGGAGAAACCACUCAACUUCCCAAGAAGAAAGCAGUUGCAGCCAGCCACCCACCCUCAGUCCUAGAGAGCAUUUAAAGGAUUGACGUUCAAUCCACCUUUUCGAAUGGCAGCAGUCACUUCGGUGAUUCAGCGAUGACAUACAAGGCAGGGAGGAAGGGGAGAAAGCUUUGGUUGUGCUUCUCCUGAUCAAGAAAGAAGCUGUAGAGGGCCAAAGUGGCACUGUGAGAAGGGGCGUCAGUGCAGUUGGCUGGAGCACCAUGCAUCUGACAGGCACUUAUUUCCAUAACAAUGUCUCAAAGAAGGAAUACAUGGAAAAGGUGGCUGAAGUGGGUAAGGUACGAUAUAGGCUCAAACAUGAAAUCCUAAAGGAACAGCUGGCCGCUCUGUAGAGGGACUUGGCCCAGCUGAGGCAGAAACAAUGGCCUAACUGCAAGCAGUAAAAAUAAGAGAAAGCUGCCUCCUGGGCCAAUAAAUGAGCCAAGGGUUGCAAAAGAAUAGCAAUGUAGGGUGUCCUAACUACUGCUACACUGCGCCUGAAGAGACAAGCAGGCACCAGGAAACUAGGAAAGAGGUAGGGACUGGCCCCUGCCCACUCUCUUGUAAUUGCCUUUGGUUGAGCAGCCAAGUGACCAACUCCAAAAGUCCCCCCUUCCCAAACUUCAUCAAGUUUCUCCAACUGCUCCUUCAAAGCUAGGGAAAUUUAUCUUUUUGAGCUGCAGCCCAGUGGUACAGCACCCGGUGUUGCAAGCAAAACAUUUCAGGUUCAGUCCCCAGCAUCUCCACUUAGAGGAUCUCAAGAGAUGGGAAAGACCUUGCGCUGCCUGGCACCCAAAGAUCUGCUUCCGGCACCUGUAGGCAGUACUGAGCUAGAUGAACCAAUGGUCCAACUUGGAAUAUGGCAACAUUCUAUAUUCAUACAGCAGCCUGUAUUGUGUAGGUUUCCUCCUCUGGCUUAACAAAGCUAUAUUAACUCAGUAGGGUAGGGUGGGGGCAGGCAGAUGGAAACAAGAGCACAGUAGACAGUGUGCAGUCAAGCACUGGAGGAGGCAGCACCCUUUCUUAUAAAAUUUUGCAGGCAAAGUCAUCAGGCAUUGAACCUGCUCACCCCUCCUUGCAGCAGGCUAAGAGUACAUCAGUAGGAAAGACACACAACCAAGGCUUUCCAAUUU
Eublepharis macularius is the source of this 2626-nucleotide messenger RNA. It is a transcript of the gene RNF183, whose product is annotated as ring finger protein 183. The record is from RefSeq and is a predicted model, not a curated record. The transcript is spliced from 2 exons. NCBI's taxonomy places the organism in Eukaryota, Metazoa, Chordata, Lepidosauria, Squamata, Eublepharidae. Gene Ontology annotation, molecular function: ubiquitin protein ligase activity. Bases 337 to 918 code for a protein of 193 amino acids. Gene Ontology annotation, biological process: protein ubiquitination.